This is a messenger RNA of Rotaria socialis, 711 nucleotides long. NCBI's taxonomy places the organism in Eukaryota, Metazoa, Rotifera, Eurotatoria, Philodinida, Philodinidae. The record is from the annotation of a GenBank genome assembly.
AUGUUUCAUUCAUCUGUUAGGGUUAUGGGAGACUACUUAAAAGAAACAUUUAAUGCGACAGAUGAAGAAUUACUUUAUCUUCAAGAACUAUUAAAUCUUCGAGAACAGAAACUUAAAUCAUUGGAUAGUCCUCGGCAUAUCUAUGGUUCCCCAUCCGUAGUUAUUGAUGAUUUUCUUUAUCAUGGCGAUUUAGGUCAUGCGUCAAAUAUAAAAUUAUUGAAUGAACUUGGUAUUCGACAUAUAGUUGAUAUAUGUGAUUGCGAAUUAGACCAAGGGGUAUUAGACAAAUUUCAUGUUCUGUGGGUUAAUAUAAAUGAUGAACUCCGUGUUGACAUAAGAAAAUAUUUUGAAGAAACCAAUCAAUUUUUACAUGAAUGCAAAGAAAAAAAUGAGAAAGUUUUAGUUCACUGUCAAAUGGGAAUAUCGCGUUCAUCAUCAGUUGUUCUGGCUUAUUUAAUGAAAUAUCAUCAUGAUUCGUUAUUGAAAGCUUAUGAUUAUUUGAUUGAAAAACGACGUGUUGCUGCACCGAACUUGUCGUUCUUUUUACAACUCAUUCGCUAUGAAAAAGAAUUACGCACAACAAAAGAAAUCGAUGAAAGUAAACAUAAUGAUGAUCAACAGAAUCCAAUCGAAAAGCUUGAUUCAAAUCAAGAUCCAGCUGCAUUAAAUACCGAAACAGAAGAUGGGCCGCCAAUUGAAAAAUCAAAUUAA